Messenger RNA from Aureobasidium namibiae CBS 147.97, 507 nucleotides. Its product is annotated as protein methyltransferase. Gene Ontology annotation, molecular function: protein binding. The coding region runs from base 1 to 507 and encodes 168 amino acids. Lineage: Eukaryota; Fungi; Ascomycota; Dothideomycetes; Dothideales; Saccotheciaceae. The record is from RefSeq and is a predicted model, not a curated record. The transcript has 3 exons.
AUGCGAGUCUCGAAACUGCAAAAUCUACCCAACGAGGCUCUUCCGUUGACGAGAUCUGCUGAUAUCAAGUUGGUGUUGGAUACGCCGAAAGGCAGAGGUGUCUUUGCAGCAGCACGCAUACCAGCAUACACAGUCCUGGAAACCUGUCCGGUACUCGUCCUCGACCCAACAGAAAACAAAGAGCACAUAGAAAAGACAGAACUAUACCAUUACACAUACAACUGGCCCUACACUCAUCCUCAAACACACCAAAAAUGCACAACACAAGCCGUAGUCCUAGGUCUAGGCAGCAUGUUCAACCACUCUUCAUCGCAUCAAAACGUAGGCUGGGAAAGAAAUGUCGCCAAUAAACUCAUUGUAUAUAAAACUCUACGUGAAGUGGAGGUAGGAGAGGAGUUGUGUAUAUCUUAUGGUGAUAGAUUGUGGUUCGUGGAUGCUGAUGCGUCAGAGGCAGAGGAUGAGGGGGAGGGCGAUGGGUUGCAGGUGUUGGGCGGGAUUGAGGUUUGA